This is a messenger RNA of Danio rerio (zebrafish), 2461 nucleotides long. It is a transcript of the gene slc6a1a, whose product is annotated as solute carrier family 6 member 1a. Lineage: Eukaryota; Metazoa; Chordata; Actinopteri; Cypriniformes; Danionidae. Gene Ontology annotation, biological process: gamma-aminobutyric acid transport; neurotransmitter transport. Gene Ontology annotation, molecular function: gamma-aminobutyric acid:sodium:chloride symporter activity. Gene Ontology annotation, cellular component: membrane; plasma membrane. The record is from RefSeq and is marked validated.
UCAGACAGUCGUUGCUCGGUGGAUUCAGCACCACUCGCCCGUGGACAGCUCCCGCAGGACCGCUUUACAUGGACAGAACACUCAUUUAUGUGCCAAGUCAAACUGGAAGUUUACAACUUGGAGAGGAAUCUACGGAUACCUCACUACAUGAAACACGGACAUAUUCCCCUUGGGAAAGAAUACAAAUUCACUGUUAACUGAAACUGUGUCGACUUCGAUCGCGUGUUUGUGUGGAUCUCUGCUGCUGUCUGAAAUCGGAGACAUGGCGACAAACAACACCAAAAGCACCGACGGACAAGUUGUGACGGAACUCAACGAGAUCACAACUAAUGACAAACCCAAAACAGAGGACGCCAAACCAGAGAAGAACAAGAAGGACAUUCCAGACAGGGAAACUUGGGGUGGGAAAUUUGAUUUUCUUCUGUCAUGUGUGGGCUACGCCAUCGGACUGGGAAACGUGUGGAGAUUUCCUUAUCUGUGCGGGAAAAACGGCGGAGGGGCAUUCUUGAUUCCUUAUUUUUUGACGCUUAUUUUUGCGGGAGUCCCUCUAUUUUUUCUUGAAUGCGCUCUUGGACAAUACACAUCCAUUGGUGGCCUCGGGGUUUGGAAACUAGCGCCAAUGUUUAAAGGUGUUGGUCUUGCGGCUGCUGUUCUCUCAUUUUGGCUGAACAUUUACUACAUUGUCAUCAUUGCCUGGGCCCUGUACUAUUUAUACAACUCCUUUACCACUGAUCUUCCAUGGAAAUCGUGUAACAACCCAUGGAACACAGACAGAUGUUAUACAAACUACAGCAUAGUAGACACCACCAAUCUCACCAGUGCUGUCAUGGAGUUCUGGGAACGCAAUGUGCAUCAAAUGACCGAUGGCUUAGAAAAACCUGGUGAAAUUCGUGUGCCGCUUGCAAUAACACUGGCCAUUGCCUGGGUCCUGGUGUACUUCUGUAUAUGGAAAGGUGUUAGCUGGACUGGAAAGGUUGUUUACUUCUCUGCCACCUAUCCAUACUUCAUGUUGUUCAUUUUGUUUAUCCGCGGAGUGACCCUGCCCGGGGCUAAAGAGGGAAUCUUGUUCUAUAUCACUCCUGAUUUUGAGAAGCUGAAGGAGUCUGAGGUCUGGUUGGAUGCGGCAACACAGAUUUUCUUCUCCUACGGUUUGGGUCUAGGCUCCCUUAUUGCUCUGGGCAGCUACAACCCUUUCAAUAACAACGUGUACAGGGACUCCAUCAUUGUGUGCUGCAUUAAUUCCUUCACUAGCAUGUUUGCUGGGUUUGUGAUUUUCUCAAUUGUGGGCUUUAUGUCACAUGUGACAAAGAGACCAAUAGCUGAUGUAGCUGCGUCAGGACCGGGUUUGGCAUUUUUAGCUUAUCCGGAAGCUGUAACGCAGUUGCCCGUUUCACCACUGUGGGCCAUUCUCUUCUUCUCCAUGCUGCUGAUGCUGGGAAUCGACAGUCAGUUCUGUACAGUGGAGGGCUUCAUCACUGCUCUGGUGGAUGAGUUCCCACGGCUACUCAGGAAAAGGAGAGAGAUUUUUAUUGCAUGUGUCUGCGUUGUGUCCUACGCCAUUGGACUGUCCAAUAUCACACAGGGUGGUCUCUAUGUGUUUAAACUCUUCGACUAUUACUCAGCCAGUGGGAUGUGCCUGCUCUUCCUGGUGUUUUUUGAGUGUAUCUCCAUCUCCUGGUGUUAUGGUGUGAACAAGUUUUAUGAUAACAUCCAGGAAAUGAUUGGAUACAAGCCUUGUAUAUGGUGGAAACUGUGCUGGGUUUUCUUCACCCCUCUCGUUGUUGCUGGUGUGUUCCUCUUCAGCGCGGUGCAAAUGGUUCCUCUUACAAUGAACAACUAUGUGUUCCCUAAAUGGGGGCAAGGAGUGGGCUGGCUUAUGGCUCUGUCCUCUAUGGUUCUUAUACCUGGAUAUAUGGGCUACAUGUUUCUCAACCUGAAGGGGACAUAUAAGGAGCGAAUCAGGAUCAUGCUGCAGCCUCCAGCUGUGAAGCGUGCCCAGGAGAACGGGCCAGAGCAACAGCAGUCACAGCCACCGAUACAAGAGCAGUCACCACAGCAGCCGCAAUCACCGCAGCAACCGCAAUCACCACUACAACCACAAUCACCACAACAACCACAAUCGCCAGAACAACCGCAAUCACCACAACAGCCACAAUCACCGCAACAGCCACAAUCACCGCAACAACCGCAGCCACCGGAUCAAGCACCUCAGCAACCACAAUCACCACCACAACCACUGCAGCCGCAGGUACAGGCUGAUAGCUCCUCUCCAACUAAUCCUGGCAACGAUGCCAAUGUUUAAAACCAGUAAAGGUGUACCCCAGCAGAGAGCAAUCAAAGAUUACCAACACAGAAGACUUCCAUCUCUAUACAGUAAUAGAAUCAUCUACCUCCAGGGGUCAUACAUAAAUAUAAAAUGUGAAAAAAAAGAAAAGAAAAAAAAACAUAUUCACGCAAAACA